Messenger RNA from Uranotaenia lowii, 2129 nucleotides. RefSeq names its product photoreceptor-specific nuclear receptor-like. Gene Ontology annotation, biological process: anatomical structure development; regulation of transcription by RNA polymerase II; cell differentiation. Bases 490 to 1812 code for a protein of 440 amino acids. The transcript is spliced from 5 exons. The record is from RefSeq and is a predicted model, not a curated record. NCBI's taxonomy places the organism in Eukaryota, Metazoa, Arthropoda, Insecta, Diptera, Culicidae. Gene Ontology annotation, molecular function: zinc ion binding; RNA polymerase II cis-regulatory region sequence-specific DNA binding; nuclear receptor activity.
GCCCGGGACAGUUUAGUAGUGCUUCCAUGAUUAGGGAUACGGAAUGGGCGUCCUACGGGGUGACAAAAGGGCGAGCACCGGAUCAUGACUCUGGUGGCCCGCGUUCAGAUAUAUCCGGUUUGAUCCGAUGAACGCCCCUGUCCGUGACUUGCACAUUGACUGCUAUCGAACGGCCAGGUCAAUUGCUGCCAGGAUCGCGAGUCGUUCGGAAGGAUAUUAGCAACGUGUGCGCGGGUGCGUGAGUGCUUGAGAAUACUUGUGCUGCUCUGUUCGGUUCGGUGAAGGAAUUUGUGAUUUCUGUUGCAGUUGAAUUUUAUCCGUCGGUGUAAUAGUUCAGCCAAGUAUUAAAAAGUUUGUUGUUUCAAAUAAAGAAAUUGUAAACAAAAGUAGUAAAUAGUGAAUUGUUUGAACCAUUUAACAACAGUGUUGUUACAACUUCUGUGUAGGUUAUUUUAAACUAAAUUAAAAUAACUUUCAAUUAUCUAAGUGAUGGUUGAGCCGGUCACUAUGAAGCUGUCCAGCGGACCGGGAAGCCUGUGUAAAGUUUGCGGCGAUCGGGCAUCCGGUAAACACUAUGGUGUUCCUUCCUGUGACGGAUGUCGCGGUUUCUUCAAGCGUAGCAUCCGAAGGAAUUUGGAAUAUGUAUGCAAAGAAGGAGGUAAAUGUAUCGUCGAUGUCUCCCGACGUAACCAGUGCCAGGCGUGCCGAUUCGCCAAAUGCUUGCAGGCGAACAUGCGUAGAGAAGCUGUUCAACACGAGCGUGCUCCUCGCAACUGUGGCCCACUUGCCACCCUCAACGGACUCAACUCCUCCGAUUUCUACGCUUCCCGGCCGUUUUCGCUGGCACCUCAGACGAAUCUGUUCUUUCCACUUCCGCUGCACAUCACUGCCUCGUCAGCCUUCGCUCCAAUGGAUCCCGGAAGAUUUGUACCGCCACCCUACGGAACGACGACAACCAUGUUCGAUCACUUUCCACCGACGGCAUUCGGCACAUCAAUGAUACCGCCUGGUCUAGGCACCCUAAAAGCGGAAAAAUCCAUCCCUGAAUCCGUGUUCACCAAGAUUACCGGUGAUACCACUCCCCCGCAUCCGCCUCCCGUUCAUUCCAUCAGCUCCAUUCUGAACAUAAGCGAAGCGGCCAAAGAAAACGAGGUCAGUAGCUCGGAGGAGAGCUCAUCCUGUCAACCGACACCUUCAGGACUGUCCCAUUAUGGAUCAUCCUCAUCCUCCAAUUCCUCCUCCUCAACCACUUCUUCUUCAUCCAUCAGCUGCGGCGGGGUGGAGAAAACGGAAAUGGAAAUUCUUUUCGAAACCGCAGCAAAGCUGCUCUUCCUAGCAGUGAAAUGGGCCAAAUCGGUACCAUCGUUUUUGCAGCUUCCCACAACGGAUCAGAAAAUCCUGCUCGAGGAAUCGUGGGCGGAGCUAUUCGUCAUAACCGCGGCUCAGUGGGGCCUGCCGAUUGAUAAUGAUUUCAUUGUACGCAAUCCCUCUGCAAAGAUACUGCAAAUGGCAAUUCACCAAUUUGCACAAACACACGUGGACUACCGCGAAGCUGCAUGUUUGAAAGCUCUCAUAUUAUUCCGACCGGACAACGCGAAUCUCUAUUCAGCCAACGAGAUCCUAUUGCUUCAGGACCAAACCAUCACCCUAUUGCACGAGAAAAGCGGAGGCGUUCGGCUGGGCCAUUUGUUGCUGCUGCUUCCAAGCAUCAGGGCAGCUGCCAAUCCAAAAAUACUGCAGGAAAUGUUAUUUCGGAAGACCGUCGGCGAAGUUGCCAUUGAACGAUUAUUACUAGAUUUGAUGAAAACUUAGAUUGAAGAAUAACCCUUAGCCGAGCUCAACGGACAGUUCGGAUGCAAUUAUACUAGUCAAGACUACGCUAUCUAGUCGGUAGUGCUGGAUGUGAUUCACCAAAUUUAUCCUUAGAUCGAUGUGUAAUUUAGCAAUAAAUCUAAUCAAUGACUUACGUUCGGUUCUUGUUUCACUUUGGGCGCACAAGUUUUCUUGUGCUUCAGAAUUUCUAUCGCUGUCAGGUAUAAAAUUUUGUUACACGUAGCACAAUCAAACUUUUUAGAGUUUGGUUUCUGAUAGCUGCUGGUGCUUGCAGCCGAAUCGGCUGUGGUUUCGAG